AUGAUUCUCGUUACUCGUUUUGUCAUAUAUGUACUCUGCCUGCUUCUAGUAGUAGCAGAAAACGAUAUGUACACUUACACUGAUAAAUCUGCUCUCCUUAACAUCAAGGAAACAAAUGUAUAUAUAUUUAAUGAAUUAUCUAACGUUUGCUUUGAUGGGUCGUCUCUUCUCCUUUUCAGUCUUCCGAAGGACGACUACGAAAAAUUAAAUCAGAUAGCCGCUUCUGCCGGUGUUGAGUGGAAGAACAUGGACAAUUCUGUCUAUAGCUCAAAGCAGUCCGAUACCUCCUUCAACCACAACCCUCUGGGUAUUUUUCUGGCGACCAGCGACAAGGAGGAUUUCCAGCCGUACCGUCUUCUGAAUGCUCUGCUCUACCUUCGUCGUAACGGCAUCGACGUCUCCGCCUUCACCGCUGUAUAUCUCCGCACUGCCCGCUCUCUCAGCAACUACGCGACAUCGAUCGUAGCCCACUACAGCGACGUUCUUUCGGACAACUUGGGUUCGAACCUCGCUCUCAAGCCUCAGCAGCCCUUCUGCAUCCAGCAGCUGCUCCUCAUCACUCCCAAACCGAGCGUGCAGGACCUGAUCUACCAGCGCGACGCCGUGUUUUUACGCAAACUCAUCUACAAAGGCAACGCGAAGUACCCGAUUCCCCGCAGAAAGAUGGAAGUUCUCGUUAAUUUCAGACCGGAGGCCUCGCGAUGGGCAUCCGAGCAGCCCGUGCGCCGGUACUUCAGCACGAUCGCGAAGAAUCUGAACCCGAAGUAUGUGACGCUGGGAUCGAUGUCGACGAAAGAAAUCGUGGAGGAAAUGAAGCGAAUUGACGUGUUUGUGACGACGUAUGGAGACGAUACGGUCUUUUUGCUGUUUAUGGUCCCUUAUUCGGUGCUGAUCGAGGUGCAACCGGACUAUUUCCACGAUUCCACGACGAGCAUUAUCGCGUACGCGUCGGAUAUUUAUCCGGUGGUGGUUCGCGAUGUGUACACGGAGGUCCCGAAGGAGUGCAGAAUGGAUGGAGAGCUGGUUUUGAGCGAGGAAGAGCCGUGUCGAAGCACGCUGCGGAAUCGCGAUAUCGACUUCGAUAUCAAGUCGAUGACGCAGUCGAUCGCUCAGGCUCAGUAUUAUCUGUACAACUUCAAGAUGAAGGAGUUGGAGUAUUGGCGUGUUUGUUGA
Molecule: messenger RNA, 1173 nt
Organism: Blastocystis hominis
Lineage: Eukaryota; Bigyra; Opalinata; Blastocystidae
Exons: 5
Coding region: 1-1173 (390 amino acids)
Source: RefSeq, a predicted model, not a curated record